AUGCCCCACUUGCUCAUCCUCCUCCUCGCCCUCCCGUUCGGCUCGCCUGCCGCCCCGUCGGGCCUGCUUGUAAACCUCCUCCCGUCGCCCGCGCUCGGCGUGCCUGCCCGCCCUCGCUUCUCGUGGAUAGUGCCUCCGUCCGAGUCGGAGCCGGACCACGCGCAAGUGAGCUACCGGCUGCGAGUGUGGGCGGAGAUCACGGGCGGCGUCGUUUGGGACAGCGGUUCUGUUCGCAGCAGCUCGAGCGCAACCAUCGGAUACGGCGGGCACCCUCUCUCGCCAGGCACGGCCUACAGGUGGACCGUCACGACCACCUCACUCGGCCCGGCCGCCGAAAGCGUGCCGAGCGAGAGCGCGCCGUCCGAGGAGGGUGCCUUUGUCACCGCGCUCUUCGACGGCUUCGCGCCGAGCGCCUCGUACGUCUGGAGCCGGAACGGCUCUGGCACGUUUGCCUUCCUGAGGGCUGAGGUGGAGGCGCCUCGGGCGGGCAGCGUGCGGCGCGCGACCGCCUUCGUGUCGGCGCUGACGGACGACUACGUGCUCUGUGGCUUCAAGCUCUACGUCGGCGGCUUCCUCGUCGGCGUCGGCCCCGGCCGCGGCGAGGCGUCGCUCGAAGCAGGGAACGGCGCUUUCCUAGACUCCUCCCAGACAAGCACCUUCAUGGCGCGGCCGUACGUCGCCCUCGACGCGACAGAGGCGAUCGCUUCGGCGGCUGCGCGGGGAGGGCGGGUGGUUGUCGCGCUGCAGGGGCUAGGCAGCGUCGGGGGCAAGGGCCAGGGCAAGGGUCAGGGCGAAGGCGAAGGCCAGGGCGAGGACAAGGGGCGAGGCGUCCUCCUCCAGCUCGAGGUGGCCACUGCUCCACCCUUCUCCGCAGCAUCACCCUUCUCCACUGCUCCACCCUUCUCUGCAGCAUCACCCUUCUCCACUGCUCCACCCUUCUCUGCAGCAUCAGCAGCAUCAGCAGCAGCGGCAGCGGCAGCGGCGGCGGCGGCGGCGGCGGCGGCGGGCUCCGCGGCACCGGGUGCGGCGGUGGGUUGCGGAGGAGGCACUUCUUAUGUCAAGGCGCUCGAGGACACCGACGCACGACGCGAGCCAGUGGGAUGGAGAGACGACGACGCCUUUGCACCGGGCGAGGGGUGGGCGGCGGCGGUGCCUGUCUUGCCCGCCCGGAAGGCGGCGGGCUUGCACGCGGCGAUGGCGCGGCCCGUCAUGGUGACGCCAGCCUCGCAGCUGCUCGUGCCGUCGAUCACGCGCCUCAACGCGACUUGGUUCGCAGACACCGCCACCAAGUGCUCCGCCGCAGAUUCGCACGUCGCGCGACCACGGUGCUGCCCCGGUGCUCCCCCGCAGUUCCGCUACGUCAACGUCGUCUUCGCCGACUCGCUGGCCGCAAGGGCCGGCUGGGCGCUGCGUGCGUGGCGGGUCGAGUACCCUUGGGAGGAGGGGCACGCCCGCUUCGACUCGAGCGACGCCACCCUCAACGCGGUCUGGGAGCUGUCGCGGCGCGAGCGGAGGCCGUAUGAGGCGGACGGGCUGGUGGCGGCGACCGCGCGAGGGUGGGUGCAGCGAGACUUUGCGUGGGCGCGCCACUCUCACUCGUACGUCUUCGCCUUCCCGACGUGGCCGAUGACGGCGCUUCUCGCGUACGCGGACUACUGGGCCACGGGCGAGGCGGACCUCGCCGCCGCGUACAUGCCUCUGCUGGUGCACAACCUGCGGCUGCAGGACAGGGACGGGACGGGCGCGUGGAUGCUCUGGCUCGGCCUGCUGCCCGCCGCGUCGGUGCCGGCCGCAUGGAGCCAGUUGGCGGGGUGGGGCCUCGAGGGGUUCGGAGACUACGGCGCCUUUGUCUUUCUGGGCGCGCUCGCGGCCUUCGACGGCGACGACGGCUCCGCGCUGCUGCGCGCGCUGACGAAGUGCGACGCGCAGGGCUGGCGCCGAGACUAG
Messenger RNA from Emiliania huxleyi CCMP1516, 1947 nucleotides. RefSeq lists its product as hypothetical. NCBI's taxonomy places the organism in Eukaryota, Haptophyta, Isochrysidales, Noelaerhabdaceae. Bases 1 to 1947 code for a protein of 648 amino acids. The transcript has 7 exons. The record is from RefSeq and is a predicted model, not a curated record.